GAAACCUCGUAUGCUCUGAGCUCCCUGUUUAGUUUUUGGGUGGCUGCAGCCUGAGGAGGAACAUGGCGCUCGUGGGCAACGGAGCAGAGCUGGAGGCGGACGAGGACAUCUUUGAAGAUGCAUUGGAAACCAUCUCUAUGUUUUCUCGCACAGAUAUGGCAGCGGGCAGCCAACCUUUUGCAUCACUUGACACAAAACAGGGGGCCGGCCGGCCCGGAUCGGCUAACGUGAGCAGGUCAACACCCACGAAGAUGGAUCUCAAGUGUGGCCUAGAAGAAUGUUCAGUGGCAUUGAACUUAUUUCUAAGUAACAAAUUCACAGAUGCCUUAGAAUUGCUUCGACCAUGGGCUAAGGAGAGUAUGUACCACGCCUUGGGCUACAGUACUAUCGUGGUGUUGCAGGCCGUCCUGACCUUCGAGCAACAGGACAUCCAGAAUGGGAUUUCCGCCAUGAAGGAUGCGUUACAGACCUGCCAAAAAUACAGGAAAAAAUGCACAGUUGUGGAAUCUUUCUCAAGUCUUCUAUCUAGAGGAUCAUUGGAACAGCUGACUGAAGAGGAAAUGCAUGCCGAAAUCUGUUAUGCCGAGUGUCUCCUACAGAAAGCAGCACUCACGUUUGUGCAGGAUGAAAAUAUGAUCAACUUCAUCAAAGGUGGACUCAAAAUUAGGACAAGUUACCAAAUAUACAAAGAAUGUCUUUCUAUCCUGCAUGUAAUUCAGAAGAACAAAGUUGAGCAGCAGUUCUUCUAUGAGUUUGAAGGGGGUGUCAAGCUUGGAAUAGGUGCCUUUAAUUUGAUGCUCUCUCUUCUACCCGCACGGAUUAUCAGACUACUAGAAUUUAUAGGAUUUUCUGGAAACAGGGAGUUGGGGCUACUGCAGUUACAGGAAGGCGCGUCAGGAAGAAGCAUGAGGUCUCCGCUGUGCUGCUUAACUAUUCUAGCUUUCCACACAUAUAUCUCCCUGAUACUUGGUACAGGAGAAGUGAAUGUUCUGGAAGCAGAGAGUCUCCUUGCACCCUUCCUCCAGCAGUUUCCAAAUGGCUCCCUCAUGUUAUUUUAUCAUGCCCGGAUAGAGCUGCUGAAGGGAAAUGUGGAAAAGGCACAAGAGAUACUUCGAAAAUGCAUUUCAGUUCAAGAAGAAUGGAAACAGUUUCACCAUCUCUGUUACUGGGAGCUGAUGUGGAUCUCUGUGUUCCAACAAAACUGGAUGGAGGCGUAUUAUUAUUCCGAUCUGCUUUGCAAAGAGAGUAAAUGGUCCAAGGCAACAUAUGUAUUCUUGAAAGCUGCAAUUUUGAGUAUGCUUCCAGAGGAGGAUGUAGUAGCCACUAAAGAAGAUAUAGUAACCUUAUUCAGACGGGUGGAGAGCUUGAAGCAGAGAAUUGCGGGGAAAUCCAUCCCUACCGAGAAGUUCGCUGUGAGGAAGUCCCGUCGUUACUCCACCUCAUUGCCUGCCCCUGUGAAGCUCACCUUGCCUGCCCUGGAAAUGAUGUAUGUCUGGAACGGUUUUCCAAUCGUGAGCAAGAGAAAAGACCUUUCUGAAAAUCUGUUGGUAACUGUUGAAAAGGCUGAGGCUGCUUUACAAAAUGAAAAUGUGAGCGACUACUCUGUGGAUGACGAGUGCCUGGUGAAGCUGCUGAAGGGGUGCUGCCUGAAGAACUUGCAGCGGCCCUUGCAAGCAGAGCUGUGCUUCAAUCAUGUCCUGCAAAGUGAAAAGCUACUGAAGUAUGACCACUACCUAGUGCCAUUUACUCUGUUUGAGUUGGCCUUUUUGUACAAAAGCCAAGGGGAAAUUGAUAAGGCCAUCAAGACCCUAGAAACUGCAAGAAACAACUACAAAGAUUACUCCAUGGAGUCCAGACUACACUUCCGAAUUCAGGCAGCCAUUCACCUGUGGAGAAAAACUUCCUCAGAUUGAUCAGAACAUGAAGGAUGGAAUUUUCCCCCAGCACCGGCGUCUGCUGUCGAUUAGGCCUUGGGUUAAAGUGGAAGAGUGAUCUUGUGAACGAGAGAGAAAAAACUAAUUUUAUUGUCAAUACUUUCUAUCAUCUCUGUAGUUUACUGUUGAGCUGCAUAUAUGUUUUUUUCCUAUGAAAUGAUGUUCAAUAUUCAGUACUAUCUAGAAAAUUCUUAUAUUUUGCCUCUCCAAAAAGAAUUUCAUAUUAGAUUUGAAUUGGGAGAGUGAAGAAGUCUUUUAAAGGACUCACAAAAUAAUGAAGUCUAAUUAGAUUAUUUAUUUUUUUAAUGUGGUAAUUCAUGUUUAAGUAGCAAACGGCUUAUAAGUUGAGCCACUUUUUAGGUUUGUUGGUCAGAGAUAUUCUGUUGCCUGGUAUUUAAAUGUAAGAGGGGAAAUCAAAAUCACCUACAUUCAAAACCAAUUAACAAUAACCUGAAGUCUCCUGAAUAAGACAAGCAGUGGGUGUGAAUAGGGACAGGAUAAUGUCCUUAAUAGGAUGAAGGGAACUAUAUCUAGAAAGGAUGGUGAAAUAUUAGACUUUGUUUUGUUUUGUUAGUUUUUUAUUCUUCAUGUAAGUUAAAGGUAGUGACAUUUUUGAGACACUAUCCUUUGUUUGAAUGUACUUAAGUCUGUUAUAAAAACAAAAUUCAAAAAACUGUCUAAAGGGAAGAAAAGUCAUAUUUUAGAAAUUAUCCUCAACCUUAGCAAUGAGAAUCUACAGUACAUAUGUUGAUCAUUUUUGUCUAUAGGAAGUAAAGUUCCUGCUGCUUUAAAUGAUAUGUAAAAUAUAAUUUUUAUACUCAUGAUGUUAGUAAGAUCUAAUUUUCUAAUCUCUCUAGCACUGUGAUGGUUCCUUGUAAAUAUCUAGCCUGUGCUUCGUCCUCUAACUAGGAAACACGAUCAGGGCAGGAUGCGGAGGAGAGCCUGGCUCUGCUACUGAUUAGCAGUUACUGGGGUGACCUUUAGGGAGCUCCCUGCUCUCCGUAUCAGCAUAUUUUCCUCACCUGUGAAAUGGAAAAAGAACAGAUAUCUUUCCAGGUCUCUCUCAGUUUUAUAAUGGUCAGUCUGUGCAUUAUGUGUUUGCAGCCAACGAUGUCAAACUGUUCAAACCUAACUAUUACCACAAAGUGUCCGUCUUAUUUUGUGAUCAUCACUCUCUACCCCCACAUCCCCCAUUUGUAGGUACUGAGACUCAUGACAAGAUUGCAUCCAGGGCAAGGAAAAACAAUUCAUGGGACCCAUAUAUCAGGGUUUUGCCCUGUUUCUAUUCUGUUUUGAAGAGUAACUUACAUGGAAGACUCUGCAGUUUAACAGAAACAGCCCCAGAUUUGGAGUCAGGAGCCCAUCUCAGUCAGUCAUUCCUUGACAUGGAGCAAGUCUCAUCCUUUCUGGGACUCAGUUUCCCCAGUGGGGAGAGCAACACAGUGCUUGGUGCUUGUGGCAGCUCGGUUAGAGAAUGCUUAUGACGGUUUUUUGUAAACCGUGAAAGGCUGUGUGAAUGAGUGGGUUGCUGUAAUAAUUCUGAUUUUUAAGCACUGAUUACAGUAUCAGCACAAAAGUAUUGGCUGCGUUUGUGGUCUCUGAUGUAAAAUGAAAGACGUGUGUGAAAUUCAGACAACUUGAAAUUUACUCAUGUGUUUGGCAUAACCCGGAUUAUGAAUUUGCCCCUUACUGUUUGUUCCCUGCUACACAAGUCUAUACCCAGCAGGUAUUUGGUCUUCUUUUCCUUAAGGUACUAAUUCUUGACCAAUGCUGAGGAUAUGUUUCCAAUGGAAGAUGGUUAAUAUAGCUUGAGUCAGAACACUAGCCCUUUGGAGAGCAUGGUGGUAGCUCUCAUGUGCUAAUUAAUAUGAAUUACAUAGCUUUACUUUAGAUCCAGACAAGAGGAAAUAAAAUUAAGUAUUAUUACAAUGUCAUCAGUGGAAAAUAAGCUUAAUAAUUAUUUUGCAUAUAACUUGAGAAGUGGUUUAUAAAUCCCUUUGAAGAGCUUUGGUAGCAGUUAUUUUUUAAAAGUAUAAACACCCAUAUUGUUUUUGUGAGAAACAGCAGGUCACGGCAAAAGUCCGUAAAAACUUCUCUUUCUGGUGUAAUAUGAAAACAAUAGAAGCUAAUAGUGGUUGCUUUUAUUUUAUUUUAAUUGUGCAUUACCAAACAACUAUAAAAGAGAUUCCUAGCUCCAGUUAAAAUUUUUUCCCUUGUUAUUUUUUUCUUAUCUUGUUUUUAUGCUUACUUCCUAUUCUUUUUAUAGUUACCUGGUAAUACGGAUAAUCUAUCCAAUGAGUGUUUAAGUGUUGUACUGUCAUUAAUGCUACAAAUAUUUAUCUGUUCCCUGUCCUGUUUACGAGACCAUGGUGGCACCAGUUUCAUGUGACGUCAGCUAAUGCUGCAUUUUUGGAGUUCUUUUGGAUUCAGGGUGCUUUGUGAAGAAUGAGUGCUGAAGUGACAAUAUUUUAUCUAAUGUUUUGAGGGGCAUAUGUGAUGGGUUUGGGCUGCCAAUGCGUCUGACAGUUUGUGCAAUUUGUGUAGUUUUUGGUAUAAUUUUCUUUCUUCCUUCCUUUUUUUUAAAAUGGAGAGCCAGGGUUCUGAUUCGUGCUGACUGCAUUUAAGACUCAAGUAGAGGUUAUGCUUUGUAGGAUUGAUGACAAGGCAGGCCUGAUAUCUGCUUGAUAGUUAAUGGAAGAUGAACUCCAUCACCUCUUAUAUAGACAUUUAUUUUAGUGUUUCUGUGCUUCUUGUGGACACAGGGUCUCAAGAUACAUAGGAAAAAGAAGUUCAUUGGUUCUGUUCAUUCUACACGUGGGGUAGGCACUGUAGGGAGGUGAAUUUCAAAUUAAUCAGCACCAAGGAAGGUUUUUAAUCAUGGUAGCAAUCUAACACUAUAACUAUCUCUUUGCAAAGGAGGAGGUUUAGCAGAGCUUUGUGACUGUCAUUCCUACUUGGCCUAGAAACUUAUAGUUGAACUUUGAGGUCACUGUAAUGAGACCUUGAUUAGAGCUUCAAAUCAGUGCGAUGUGUGUAAAGAAGAAAGCUUCCCCCCUUUUGAAGACAAAUGGGUCUUUCUUCUUUUGAAGCUACUUGUAGAUGUAGUUACGUUGUGAUAGGCACUAAUAGACCCUAUAGUCAUCAUGAUUCUACUUCUCAUCCUUCCUUUCAAAGUAGGUCUACUAAUGUUUUCCGACAAAGGCUUUUCUUCCUUUGGCCAUACUGAAAAUAAUAAUUACAAAAAGGUCUUUGUGACCAACUUGAAGAAUUUCUGGAAUUACUGAUUAAUUCUUCAUUGGUUUUCUUUUUUUUUUUUUAAAUAUUUGUUUUUCUCCUAGUUAUUUUCUCCAUGUUUAGGAAUCGUAAAUUCAAAUGCAUUUAGUUAAAACGAGUUAAGGAGGGUACUAGUGAUCGUUUAGAUGCCCUAAGAUCGUUAAGAUCCCUGGGAUGGAUCUUGGGAAAUUAUGUCCUCCCCUCACUCAACUUCUGGAUAGUGUUGUUUCUCCUUCAGUCCUGCUCUGUCUGGUAUGGUAGUCACUGGCCACAUGGGACUAGUGAGCACUCAAAACGUGGCUAGUGGCAUGUGUGUGUGAGUGUGAGUGUCAGGGAGCGCUCAUAUAUACAUGCUAUGGUUCUGUUUAAAGUAAAUGCCCCCCAAAAGCAUGUUUUCUGGAGUUCUGGCUUUUCCUUGCUGUCUACUGUGAUCACCCAUCACCAUAGUUACAUUUUCAAUUCUGGUUCAAAUACACAUCUGUGAGGUUUGCUUUCUGUUCAAGUGUCUGUAAACUUUCAUCUCCUCAUUUUAUUCUGCAGAUGAUCAGAGUCAUCUUUGAUCCUUCUCCACUCUCUCUCUCAGAGCUCCGUAAAUACUAGAUUGAGGCCUUAUUUUUAACAUUAUUAUUUUAAUCUGAUUUUAUAGACAUUCCUUCUGUUUUCAGAUACAACAGCACAGGCUGUUAGAGUUGUACUUUGCGAUGUUAGUAGAUUUUAUGAUUAAAAUAGUAUUUUCUAAGGUUAACAUUAUUCUGAAAAAUGUGGUGACCUUUUCAAUCCCUGUAUAUUAUUAAUGUUUCAACAUUGACUCAGCUAUGCCAAUAGGACUAUUUAAGGAAUAUUAGGUAUUAGUUAUCCACUUAGAGAAUAAUUUGGCAGAUAGUUUAUUUCAAGUUAUAUAUUUUAUGGGCGCCUGGGUGGCUCAGUUGGUUCAGUGGCCAACUUUAGCUCGGGUCAUGAUCUCUCAAU
Molecule: messenger RNA, 6176 nt
Organism: Hyaena hyaena (striped hyena)
Lineage: Eukaryota; Metazoa; Chordata; Mammalia; Carnivora; Hyaenidae
Gene: TTC39B
Product: tetratricopeptide repeat domain 39B
Exons: 20
Coding region: 63-1913 (616 amino acids)
Biological process (GO): regulation of cholesterol efflux; cholesterol homeostasis; regulation of cholesterol metabolic process
Molecular function (GO): protein binding
Source: RefSeq, a predicted model, not a curated record